UAUUAUCGCCUGGGUUGUGCCCUGUCGACGUGCAGAACGUCCAACGUUUGUGUGAUACCCUUCGUCGUCGUCGCUCACGACGUCCAGAAGUCCACCUUCACAUAUACCCCUCACUUUCCCUUACAACGCCAAUCAUUCCGUCGCUCUUUUCAGCAUUCUUUCUGUCAUUCGAUCGGGUCAAUCCAUCAUCAGUCACCGCAUUAGGCUUGUGCCAGUUUGGAAAUCAUUAUUCUUUUCACCUCGGCUUAUCUAUAGCAGGCACGGUCCUAGAGGACUUGUUCCCCAAUCCGAAUAGAAUGUCCUCAGAAGGUAGUGUCGGAACCACCUCUGUAGGCUCUGUUUCUACCAUCACGCAGUCCAGGACCAGUUCCAGCUCGGCCAAGUCAAACGUCUCCCCAAAACCCUCAGUGAAUCGUAAUGUUUCCACUCAAUCCUCACGUUCCUCCCUCACGGAGUCUUCAUCUGAAGUGACCCCACACAGUAUCUUACGGUCCACUUCGUUUAACACCUUGUCUCCCUCCUCGUCCUCGUCAUCUGUCACCUUCGCGCCACUGCCAGAAAUCGGCCCCCGGAAACGUAAUGCUUCCUUGCAACUCGGUGUUGGUGCACGUUCUCGCAUGCUACGUAACCGUAGAAUUAUCAUGCAACAGACUGCACUUGCAGCAGAAGAAGGAGAGGAACUGCAACCGCAUCACCUUCCACCCGACGUCGCUGCUACUAUCAGGUGGACACAGGGUCCUCCCGGUGACCCUGGGAUGGCAGAGGAUGCAGUUGAAGACGCGUUCAUCGCUCUCGGAAAGAUGAUGAAGAGCGCAGGGAAAGGUCUUUGGCGUCGGGUGUCUCUGAAGGAUUUGAAGGAGAAGGAUAAAGACAAGGAUAAAGAAGGUGAUGGCGAAAGUGAAGGCGGAGGCGAAGAUGGGAGUGAAGGUGGAGGCGAAGGUGGAAGUCAAGAUGUCAGGGAGGAGAAGGGAAGAAGGAAGAAAGACAAGAAGAAGACACAAGAAUGCACCGACCAGAAUCCGGAAGAAUUAAAGACAUCGUCUAAUGCUCAGGGUGUCAGAAAGAUCAAGCAUGCAAAGUCAUAUCCCCGACGACGGCGAUCGACCUUCGACCUUGCAAUACCACCACCAGUACGCAGAUCGUCAUCCAUGGAGGAAGAGGAAGGAAGGGUAUGGGAAGAAGAAGUCAGCGAGGAAUUCAGAAAACGACUCUCUGGUAUUGUCGAGCCGAAGCCCCCAAAAGACGCAUCCUCUGAGGUGCAGAGUACGGUUAUCAGUGUACGAACUGGUACUGUUGAAGCACUCGCUUCCGCGAAAGGCAAGCCUCGAAGUCCACGAUGAGCUUUGCCUUCAUACUACAAAACGCAUUCGAAAUCAUUGGAAAGGAAGUAUCGGUUUCUUGGUUCGUCGGUUUUUGACUUCAUUUCUGGAGGAAGGCAUAAAUUACUUUACUAUUCAUUUUUUUUUCCACAUAUGCAAUUUCCCGUCAAUUUCGUUCAGUGGUUCAGACGUUCAGGUCGCACGGUCAUCAUCAUAUAUUGUUAUUUUUUGCUCCAUCGCAUACUCUCCGGGAUAUACUCACUGUAAUGCUCUUCGCAAGAAGAAACCACUCUAUUCUACAUAGUGCAAGUUUAUUUAUUGCCACAGUACAAUAUCUUGUCGAACUCUGUACUUAAGAAUAUCUUAGGACGCGUCGAAGAGGCUAAACGGAGACGCGACGCAACGUUAACCUUCAUGCAUCAUGCUUCAGAAUAUCUCAUUACAGA
Somion occarium is the source of this 1765-nucleotide messenger RNA. The record is from the annotation of a GenBank genome assembly. Lineage: Eukaryota; Fungi; Basidiomycota; Agaricomycetes; Polyporales; Cerrenaceae.